AAUUUUUUCUACAUAAAUUAUUAUCUUUUCCAAUGCUCACCAUUUCAUUACUCCCCAUCCGUAUUUAAAAUAUUCUUAGAUUUACCGAUAUCAAUAAAAAAAAAAGAGAGGAUGAAGUAGAUUAAAUAUUUUAUUUGUCAUAAUCUAUUUAUUGUAUUAAUACCAAACACCUUACAAAACCCAAUAGAAGUGCCUCUGACAGAAGGAUGCGAAAAGCACACUUAUAUCCUUUGAGACCAAGUAUCAAACACCUAAUAUGCAUAUCCGGAUUGAAAUAUCAGUACGUUUAUAUGCCCUCAUCCUCGCCGUUGAUUAAUCAGCUAUAAGUAUCUUAUCCCCCUUUAAGGUUUUCUUUUCACCUUCUGAAGAACGAGGAAGAGCUACGCCCACCAGCCCGCGCAGAGAUCCAGCGGAACCCUCUUUCUUCAUCGAAAAGGUGCCGAUACGCUUGAACCUUUUAUGUUUUCUCGAAAUCCCAGUAUUCAUUUCUGCUUUUAUUCUUCUUUUUGGUCGUCGUUUUGUUGAAUUGUCGGAAUUACUGCUUUAACGUGGAACACAAGUUCCAUCUUCACUAUGGUUCUGUUCAUUACUUUGAUUAUCCUUCUUCAGUGUUAAUGGAUUACGUGUGUUCUUUGAUUUAUUUGCUUUCGAAUGGACAAUUACAUAGGAUUCUGGUAAUCGGAGUGUCUGUAUGUCGAAAUAGUUUUUGCUGCAUUGUUCUUUUGGGUUUUCAAAUAUGUAAUUGCUUGGAGAAACACCACAUGUUUGUAAAUAUGCUUUUUUGGGUUGAAGAUAAUUUGAAGUUUAGGUCAACUACCGUUCAUCUUGUUUAAACUGUAUCUUUGGAUAUGCAUUAUGCAUAUUGGGUGUUUGAUUCUUGGUCUCAAAGGAUAUAAGUGUGGGCUUUUCUAAUGCAAAAAGCUUCCGUGGAUAAAAAAGAUCAUUGUUUUUAAAAACACUGUUUGGAUAGUCAUUAUAAAUUCCCCAAAAUGAUCGUUUUAGUGCUAGUUUUUUUUUUUUUUUUUUCCAAAAAAAAAUCUAAGUGACUCCGGUUGACCUUAAUACUAGUGAGAUUUGCUAAUUUAUUAUCGAAAGUAUGAAAUCGACUGAUGCGUGAUAUUUCUAAUAGUAGUUGGACCAACGUGUUAUUGUUUUUCUACAUCAAAUUUAGGUGUCAAGAAUCAACUAGUAAGAAGUUUUUCAUAACACCCUGGGAUGAUGUGGAUACUUCAAAAUCAAACUAAAUUGAAAUUGUUGUCCUAACUUUGAAUCUACUAGUCAAAGAUUUUUCAUAGCAGUUUAGAAGGUGGUGAAAAAACAGCUAAAAAAAGCCAAGUUUCCCUCCUUUGUUGAACUCAGAGAGGGAGAGAUGAAUUCUAAUCCAGGACAAAGCUAUCAGCAGCAAGCCAGUAGUAACUCAGAAAGGCACGAUGAUGAUGCUGCUCUCUCUGAGUUUCUGGCUUCAUUAAUGGAUUAUAAUCCCACCAUUCCAGAUGAAUUGGUUGAGCAUUAUUUGGCUAAAAGUGGAUUUCAGUGUCCAGAUGUUCGAUUAACCAGGCUGGUUGCAGUUGCUACGCAGAAGUUUAUUGCAGAUGUUGCUACAGAAUCUCUUCAACAUUGCAAGGCAAGACAGUCUGCUGUGGUUAAAGAUAAAAAGCAGCCAAAGGUGGUUUCUUGUGCUUCGCAUUGCUUCUUGGCUAAUGUACAGAUCAUCUAACUCUUGAUUCUGUUUUUUGUUCAGGAUAAGCGGCUUAUCUUGACAAUGGAGGAUCUGUCAAAGGCAUUGCGUGAGUAUGGGGUUAAUGUCAAACAUCAGGAGUAUUUUGCUGAUAGCCCUUCGGCUGGUUUGGAUCCUGUUUCGAGGGAGGAGUGAUGAUUCUUGUGCUAUAGUAGUCAUCACGUUUCCUCUUAUUUAAUGAUUUUCUGUUUUUUUUUUUGGGUUGGACCGCACUAGGUGCGGUCGUGUAGCAGUAGAAACCCGUUGUGGAUUUAUCGUAAACCCAAAAUUGUUCCAAAUUGUAAAGCUUUAUUUAUAUAGUAGUACAAAAUAUUUAUGUAACAAUUUACAUAAUUGUACUGAUAAACUGUGUGUGUCUAAGUUUAUGUUUGUAGCUAAGUUUCGAUUGUGCUGGUCCAUUUAAAUAAAAUAAAAAGAAUUCACUC
Messenger RNA from Oldenlandia corymbosa var. corymbosa, 2163 nucleotides. The record is from the annotation of a GenBank genome assembly. Lineage: Eukaryota; Viridiplantae; Streptophyta; Magnoliopsida; Gentianales; Rubiaceae.